This is a messenger RNA of Gongylonema pulchrum, 537 nucleotides long. The record is from the annotation of a GenBank genome assembly. Lineage: Eukaryota; Metazoa; Nematoda; Chromadorea; Rhabditida; Gongylonematidae.
AUGCCGAAGAAUAAGGGAAAAGGUGGUAAGAAUCGUCGUCGCGGUAAAAAUGAGAACGAUAUAAUGAAGAGAGAACUAAUUUAUAAGGAGCCCGGACAAGAAUAUGCACAGGUGAUAAAAAUGCUUGGUAACGGUCGGCUGCAAGCGAACUGCUUUGAUGGCAAGCCACGAAUGUGUCACAUUCGUGGAAAGUUACGCAAGAAAGCCGAUGUGAUUCUGAAAUACAAUCCCGAUGAAGCGAGAAAUUUGAAAGCAUGCGGGCAACUGCCGGAAAAUGCUAAGUUGAACGAGGGCGGCGAUGAUCUGGAUGAGGGAGGCGUUGAGUUCGCUGAUACGGGCGCAUUGUCGGAUGAAGACAACGAAAGGUCGGGCAACGAGGACCUGCCAUCGGUUGGUUCGGCUUCAGACGAAGACGAGGAUGAAGAAGAGGACGAUAGUAACGAUAGCGAGGACGAGAGAAUCACGGAAGAGCGUCUUGCUCGAACGUACAUCAAACCGGGAGCACGUGAUCGUGCGCAUAAGAGGAACAAAUGGUAA